AUGGGGGUCUCUGGGAAAGGGGGCGUUUCACAACCGUCAUCUAAGAAACUCAGGGCGGCGAGGCGCUGGCCGCCUCCCUCCACCCCAGCGCCGCCGUCCUCCCUCCACUCCAGCGCCGCCCGCCUCCCUCCACCGCACACUGGCCAACGGAGAUGCGAACUCUGCCUCGACCACCUGCUCCCACCCCACACCAACACACCACACCGCUGGAUCCCGUCCGUCGAGCGCCAAAUCUCGCCGGCCCUGGAGCCGCGAUCCGCCGGACCACCGCAGCUCCCUUCUUGUCCCCGGUCACCAUCCACCGCCCCCGAGCUCCACUCUGGGAUCCCGCUGUUUACCCAUCAAGCUCCACGGCAGGGAUUUCGGGAGAGUGGAGACCUGGAAGAGCACUUUCAGGCGUUAUUGGCCAUGACAAUAAAUGACCAAGAAGAGCACUUUCAAUAGUCAAGGAAGACAACAACAACAACAACAACGAAAAAAAAUGCAAUGAUGCAUCAUGCUGACAUUGAUGAAAAGCUAUGAUUUUGCGCUCCUAUUUGUUAUUAUGUCAAUGAGAAACCAAUACUUAUUUUCUUCAGGUUUUGUGUUUUAGUUGGUGAGGGAUAAACAAAUUUUCCUAUUCAAGUGGAAGCUCCCAGUAUAUGAUGGAU
Triticum dicoccoides is the source of this 650-nucleotide messenger RNA. RefSeq lists its product as uncharacterized. Lineage: Eukaryota; Viridiplantae; Streptophyta; Magnoliopsida; Poales; Poaceae. The record is from RefSeq and is a predicted model, not a curated record. Bases 1 to 444 code for a protein of 147 amino acids. The transcript is spliced from 3 exons.